CAGAGAGGAGAUAGCCGUUCCAGUAUACAAAAUACAGAGUGAAGAGUCUCCAACAAGAUUAACUGUCAGCACAGAACUCAUAGGACAAAUAAAUAGGACUGCAUCUAAAAAACACAAAAAAUCUUAAUGAAAACAAAGAUACAGAGAAAGGCAGCAAGUAGAGUGGAACAGCACCAGAGAAAGCUAACAGUACCAUGUACAACAAGAUACAGCUAUUUUUUUCUUGGCCUUUCCUGCUUCUACUGUCUCUGCCUGUUACUACUAUAGGAUCCACGGCUUUACCCACUGAGAACAAAACACAGUCACUGGAAAACAACGGCACUGAUUUGAAUAGUAAAAAUUCCAGUUCUGUGACCACCAUUGCCCCAACAUUGAUAAACAAUCAGUCUUAUGCUCCUCUACGCACCAAGGUCACACAAGGUCACAAAAGUACAAGAGAGCACAUUCGUUACAUAACGGGUGGAACUGGUGAAGAUUACUAUGAAGAUGACAAUGAAGAAACAAUACCUCCCAUCCCACCGAACAUCAUUCUUGUGCCUUGCCCAUAUGAUCGCUGCAAACACUUGGAAACUCCAUGUGAAGAAACACAAAGGAGGGCACAAGGUAGAUGUCUUUGUCCUGGGAUAAAUGGACCAACAAUCCGUCCAAGUAAGCCUCAUCUUACUCAAAUAACCCCUGGGGAAAGAGAUAUUAAUAUGAGCUGGUGCUCUCCUCUGUCCACUGUCCAUGGUUAUAAGGUACUUUAUGGUCCUCCUAUAGGCUUGUUGGAGAGAGGGCCUGUUCUUAAUGACUCAUUUCGCUUUUGCGUCAUAGAUGGACUCCUACCAAAUACCCCUUAUCGAGUUUGCAUAUUGGCUUUUAAUGACGCAGGAGAAAGUCCAGUUGAAGAGGGAAAUUUAGAAUUGGAUUCUGAAACAACCGUGUCCUGCAGAUUGAUCCAUACAACAUCAUCCAAGGAGUUAUAUAUUUAUGUUGGGGUGGGACUGGCUGCCCUAGCAGGGUUGGUAGGGCUAGCCAUUCUUGGGUACUGCUUGUACCAGAAGAGAAAGAGCAACAAAGAAACUAAUUGGGAGGAAAUGGUAUUACCAGACCAGUUAUAUAGGGGGCAUAGUGUUGAGCAGUUGUAAAAUUGAUUUAUUACCAUCUAGGGAAGUGUGCUUGGUGUAUUGAUGUGGGUCCUGAAUGAAGCAUGAUAUAUGUGCAAGAAGCAAAUGUGCAUGGUAGUUGGUGGAUGACUACUGAAAGAAGCUGGGUUCCUCAGAAAUAUUAGGUCACAGGUUUGCAGAAGUACAGAUAUUUUUGAAAGUGGUAAAAAAAGCAUACACUUAAAAAAUAAACAUUGCUCCCUCUCUCAGAAAGUAUACGGCCCAUGCUUUUUCUCCAUCCACAAAUUUUUUCCCAAAUGUCUUAGAAAUCUCUCCCAUAAUCCUCUUCUCAUUCCUGGCCAUCUUAGUAAGGAAAGAUGGAGUCAAUGGAUGUACUCUUGGACAGACUUCUAUUAUAAUUACCCUAGUGGUGCCAAAAUGAAUCCUGUUUUAUGACAUGCUAGUUAGCCGGGCUGUGAGCGACCACCGAGUUCCAAGUGGUGCUCACUGUACGUAACAAUUCAAGGAUAAUGGCAGCCAGGCUUUUUCACGUGUGCUGGGUUCUUUGUCCAGCGCACUUUUAAAAAGCAUGUUUGAAACAAAAUUCUAAUGUGUCAACUAUUUAUGAUGACUUAAUUCAUAUAUUUAAUUAUAAAUAUGUAACUGUGGAUCUAGUAUAUCUUAGUUUAUAAGUUGAUGAAUGUGUAUAAUGGUAAUUGCAUAUGUGCAAUUGUAAAUUCUAUAUGUAAUUAAGUAUUGCAGUAUAGGUGAUCCAGGAAAUACAUGAUCACGUGAAUCGACUGACGAAGUAAUUUACCAAAGUGAGAUUUCAAAGUUAAUUUCAAUUAAGGUCAAAAUAGCCGAAAAAUGAUCU
Pelobates fuscus (common spadefoot toad) is the source of this 1959-nucleotide messenger RNA. RefSeq names its product LRRN4 C-terminal-like protein. The transcript is spliced from 2 exons. Gene Ontology annotation, molecular function: protein binding. The record is from RefSeq and is a predicted model, not a curated record. The coding region runs from base 195 to 1127 and encodes 310 amino acids. Lineage: Eukaryota; Metazoa; Chordata; Amphibia; Anura; Pelobatidae.